GUUGAAAGAGUUCUGUCAACGUUGAUAUCAUGUUUUGGGCAUACAAAAAUCCUCCACCUGCACACCUCUUCCUGAUAUUGAGUGAUAUAGGUUUUGCUGGCUUAUUACACCGGAUAAGCUUGAAUAAUUACAAUAUCUUGCUCGCUGUCUCAACGAAUGCUCCUGUUCUCUCCACGGAAGCAACUAUAACGUGGCAAUGGUAUAAAUUGCUUAAGGGAGAAAAUCUUAUUGGAAAACAUUUCAACCAUCCUCCGGAUGAUCCAUAUGGUUCUUGGUAUGGAAACUUUAGGGUGCCCCUUGAAAACCCAUUCCCAGCCAAAACUAAACCAGAUUCCUUAAAAAUGAGUUCUAAAGGCUCAUCUGAUGAUGACAUUGUUGGGUCUGAGGAUGCGAGUCGUAAAAGUCAGGAAAGAUACACAACUUCAAUGAAUCGCUCUGCUGGAAAUGAUCAGACAACAGUGGAUGACAUUGGUACUGCAAACUAUGAAUCUGGAAAUUUUAGAGCAAGGGACAAAUGUGUGAAUCCAACUAGAAAGGAGGUUGAUGAUGUUUGUCACAGCCCAUAUGCUUUUCAAGUUGAUGACUGUCUGGUUGAUAAAAAAACUGGUGGAAGUGAUGAAACAUAUAGGAAAGGUCCAACAUUCUUUGGCUGGAUCAGAAGCCAGUGGCAAUUUUGGAAAGGCAAUGCAAAAUCUGGUGAUUCAACUGCUCAUCAGAACAAGGUGGUUAAUCAUUUUGAGGAUUCUAACUCAUCUGAACUGGUAGACCAGACAGUCCAGACUGUUAGUGAUUUUGAAGAUAAGUCAUCAGAACUGGACCAGAAUGCUAUUUGUUCUGGAAAGCCUGAGUUGUUUUCUAGCAGUUCCAUUUGGGAUGACAUGGAAUCUUUUAUUUUCACCCGCAGAGGAUCAGUUAUUGUUUACGAGUCAAAAAACAGGGAGGAUAUGGCACGUAAAUUAUGGAAGAAUGGACCCCCAGUUUUUAGAUCUCUGUCUAAAAAAGAUAUCCUUCAAUUGUUGGAGUUAUUAAUAUCAGAAAAAAAGUGGUUGGAGGAAACCCCCACCCAAACAUUUCCUUUUCAGUUUGACUCAGUGAAAUAUAUAGUGAGGUUAUAUGGGUCUAGAUAUGAUAUGUUAAAAGAUUGUGAGAAACUUGUAAGGGAGAUAUUGAGGGAACACCCAGAUGGUUUUAGAAUCAGUUCUUUUCCAAGAUUUUUUGUUGUUAGGUAUGGCUAUCAUCUUGAUUUAGAGGAGCUUGGUUACCGAAAGUUGACAACCUUACUACAGAUGAUGUCGGGAGUUAAAGUAGAGUCCAAUUAUAUUUAUAGUUCCCACCAAAGAUGGUAGCACGGAAUCUCCAUGGGAGGAAUUCGGUCCCGUUUCUGUCCACAAUUCCAACCAGAGUAAUCUGGAGUCAGAAUUAAGUCAGAAAGCCAUGGAACUGCUUGCAUCAAAGUGUCCUGAUUAUGAUCCUAUAGUCUCAGGCAAUUCUCUGGUUGACAAGGAAUUGCAGUUUUAACUGGCCAUGGUUCUUUAUAUCAAUUAGAUGUUCAGAAUUACUAUUAUAUUUUGGUUUAGUUAUUAUUUGCAACUAUUGUUAAGUCUUUUAGCUGUAGCCUGAUAUUUCUAGUUUCUCUUUUAUAUUUUAACAUAUUCUUUUUUUUUUCUUUCCAAAAGGGCACAUUGACUGCAUUAUCUAAAACAAUAAGUUGGUGUUUUGAUUUUCU
This is a messenger RNA of Glycine soja, 1726 nucleotides long. RefSeq lists its product as uncharacterized. The transcript has 3 exons. NCBI's taxonomy places the organism in Eukaryota, Viridiplantae, Streptophyta, Magnoliopsida, Fabales, Fabaceae. The record is from RefSeq and is a predicted model, not a curated record. Gene Ontology annotation, cellular component: peroxisome. Gene Ontology annotation, biological process: regulation of gene expression. Bases 30 to 1346 code for a protein of 438 amino acids.